This is a messenger RNA of Anguilla rostrata (American eel), 4802 nucleotides long. Its product is annotated as UDP-glucuronosyltransferase 2C1-like. Bases 352 to 1950 code for a protein of 532 amino acids. The transcript has 2 exons. Lineage: Eukaryota; Metazoa; Chordata; Actinopteri; Anguilliformes; Anguillidae. The record is from RefSeq and is a predicted model, not a curated record. Gene Ontology annotation, molecular function: UDP-glycosyltransferase activity.
UUCUCAUUCAGAUCUCUAACCUCAAAUCACCCGGACAAGCGUGCACUUACACCACACCCAAUCCUACAGAAACAUGUCCUGUGUUAAUUCAGUACAGAUGAGUCCAACAGGGACCAUACGUAUUCUGUAAGAGUUGAUUUAACACUGAUUUUACUGUGCAGGAAAAUAACAGAUACAUGCUAAAUGGACUUAUGAAUUCACAUUCUUUCUCUGGCUAUAUAUGAAGACCUUAUUGAUUAACAGUUUUAAUGAUUUGCUCAUAUUUGUGUGGUUAUUCCCUUAAAGACAGUCCUCUUAUCAUGGAUCAAUUGCCUGCAGGUUGAUCAUAUAACUAAGCCAAGCAACUUCCUGAUGUUUCACUCAAUUGACACAAUUACAAUAAAAGACAUACCGUCUGUGCUUAUUUUAUAUAUAAAUUGCGGGCGGGUGCUGGUGUACCCGGUGGACGGGAGCCACUGGCUGAACAUGCGCGUCCUGGUGGAGGCGCUGCACGCCCGGGGGCACCAGGUCACCGUCCUGCGGUCCUCCACCAGCUGGUACAUCGCUGAGCGCUCCCCCCACUACACCGCUAUCACCGUGCACCAGGAAGCCGUCCAGAGCAUCGAGAGCAAGGACACCAUGUCCCACUUCCUGCACACGUCCCUGGAGCUGCGCAAGGACUGGAGCUCCCCGCUGGCCUUCCUUGAAUUCUACACCAACCUCUUUCGCCUGAUGGCCCAGAACAACAGGGUGGUGGCCCAGGUGGCGCGCAUCAUGUUCACGGACGGGGCUCUGAUGCGGAGGCUGCGGGAGGAGCGCUUCGACCUGGUCCUGACCGACCCAGUCUUCCCCACAGGCGUGCUGCUGGCCCACAAGCUGCAGCUGCCGCUGGUGCUAAACGUGCGCUGGUCCCUGAACGGGGAGGGCCACUUCGCCAUCGCCCCCUCGCCGAUCUCCUACAUCCCCCUGCUCUUCUCCCACAGCUCUGACAGGAUGGACUUUCCGCAGCGGCUCUCCAACGCGCUGUACUACGGGCUCAGCCUGUACCUGUACUACUUCGUCUCCAGCCCACCGUACCAGGCCGUGUGCCGAGAAUUCUUCUCUCCAGGCGUCGAUGUCUUCUCGCUCAUCCAGGGAGCCGACCUGUGGCUGAUGAGGGUGGAUUUCGUCUUCGAGUUCCCGCGCCCUACCAUGCCCAACGUAGUGUACAUGGGCGGGUUCCAGUGCCGCCCCGCCCAGCCCCUCCCCUCUGAGCUGGAGGAGUUUGUGCAGAGCUCCGGGAAGCACGGGGUGGUGCUCAUGUCCCUGGGCACCCUGCUCGGGGGCCUUCAGCCACACAUUUCGGAUGUCAUCGCCUCUGCCUUUGCCCGCCUGCCUCAGAAGGUGGUGUGGAGGCACCUGGGGGCGAGGCCAUCCACCCUGGGCAACAACACCCUGCUGCUGGACUGGCUUCCCCAAAAUGACCUGCUGGGCCACCCCAAGACCCGUGCUUUCGUCACGCACGGAGGCACCAAUGGCCUGUACGAGGCCAUCUACCACGGCGUGCCCAUUCUGGGCCUCCCGCUCAUCUUCGACCAGAUGGACAACAUGGUGCGCGUGGAGGCGCGGGGCGCGGGCAUCGUGCUGGACGUGACGGCGCUGGAGGUGGACUCUCUGACCCAGGCUCUGCAGGACGUCCUGGACGAGCAGAAGCCCUACAGGGAGAACAUGCGCAGGCUGUCCCGGCUGCACCGCGACCAGCCCCUCGAACCUCUGGACAGCGCCCUCUUCUGGAUGGAGUUUGUCAUGAGGCACGGGGGGGCGGCGCACCUGCGCACCGAGUCUUACAGGAUGCCCUGGUACGCCUACCACAACCUGGACGUGCUGGCCUUGCUGCUGGGCUCCGCCACUGCUCUCCUAGUACUCAUUGGCGCCACCUGCAGGUGUCUGUUUCAGAGGCUCUGCAGGACCAGGAAGGUCAAACGGGAGUGAUCAAACUACCGCCAUGUUUCCUCAGUGUAGAUAGUCGGUUGAUGGCAAUUUAAUUGACAAUAGUGUCAGAAGGCUUUUGAUUAGCAUGAUAUAGCCUAAUUGCACUGCGGUCUGUAACAUCCACAUCAGCUGCACAGGUGUCCUGGGCAGUAAUUGUGCUGCUCAGCCCGUCGAUGGCUGAGCUAAGCACCAUGGCCAGACUUCAUGUGGAACACCUGUACUGGUGUGAACCAUCUCAUAAGCCGUGUUUCCACCAAAAGUACCCAGAACUUUUAGUCCCAGGAACUACUUUUCAAGGAACUAAAAGGUUCCUUCAGCCCACGGUUGUCUGCGUUUCCACCGCGGUCUAAAGUCCCGCGAAGAUUAGGCAAAUUAGCCCACUGACGUAUGAAAAAGUGACGUUGUCGUCGGUCCAUCUGUCCUAUGAUUUCUUCUGUAACCCCAUACUACCACCGAAUUAGCCUACAUUAUUUUCUAAUAACUGGGACAGCCCGGAGGGGUUUAUUUCACUUAUAUACAACGGGUUACCAGCAAUGACUAUAUAUGGUUACUUUUGUAUUUAUUGAUUUUUAUCGAUUUAAUCACCUGGAAUUAAAAUAUUCUUCUGCAGCAGUUUGGGCAUAUUUUACCGUUGUCAAGCAAAACUGUCGUUGGUAGUUGAACUUGGACCGUUGUUAUGCAACAAAUAGGAUAUAACAGGCCAAUAGUCAGAUUGUAACUGUAUUAUAUAUCCUCUCAAACACAUUCAUUAUGUUUUUAUGCGAACAUUCGCUUUCAUGUCUUGACAUCCGAAGCGACAGAAUGCAUUCACAUUUAUAUGUAUAACUGGCAACAACAGCAGAAAACAUGCACACGUUGUAAACAAUUUGCUGUUUGAUUACUUUCUCAUCGUCAAUUCCAUAUAGGCUAAUCGCAAAAUGACAAGAAUAGAACGAAAACUCGGACUUGCGUGAAAAUUUUAAUUAGUAGUGGUACAGCCACCGUUUGUUUUCCUUCGAAGUUACUGCUAGCCGAGCAGCGAAGUGUGCCCUCCAGAUGCGAACCAUGCACCAUAAAUUAGUCCAUAGUUUUCCUGGUCUUUUUGUGGAAUUGAAGAAUGGCAGAGUAAAAUUACGGCAGUCUGAAAAAGCAAAAGGGACGAUUACUAGAAUUAACCUGUUAUUUUACCUUGACAAAAAGUGCGGAAGGUGAUUUCCAGUUUGCUUUUACUGUAUCACCAAUGUGAAUUACGCAGAACUACCGCAUACCUCACAUAACUGUAUCAAACGUUUUGAGUCAAUUACAACGGGCUAACAAAGAAAAUCCGGAAGAAAAUAUUCAGCAACUGAAUUAAUCCGUUUGAAUGUUUUGGUACGUAAUAUGCUGUCCCAGCACGAAUGCUUAGCAUUUUAUAAAACGAAUACUAAAGCAAGAAAAGAACAGAAGAGCACACGUUAUAAUUCCAAGACGUUGGCAGGCUAUAACCAAAACUAGGCUACUGCGCCGCAUAACAUACAAGUUUGAUUUGAAGUUAUUAUGAAAAUAAAUUGGUUUGCGGCUGAAUAUUUUUAAACAUGGCGGUUGAAAAUAAACACAAAAAAAUGCUGCGAGUACUCGACCAAUCAGAAAUGUUCAGCGCUGCAAGCUCCACCCAAAAGGUUCCUGUACUUUCGGAAAGUACUACCCCCCGAGCAGGAAAUUUUUUGGGGGUAAAAUAAAGCCCCCGGAGCUAAAUUUAGACCCUAGUUCCUGCGGUGGAAACGCACUGAGUUCCUCAAAAGGUUCCUAGUUCCGGGGUAAAGUUCCUGCGGUGGAAACGCGGCUAUAGUCCUACAGAGACCGGGUGGACUUUCAGUCAUAUGCUAUUCUAAUUUGGGCUGUGAAAUGGGAAACAUAUUGAAAACAAAUUUUUCCAUUUAUUUGUUCCAGGUGGUGGCCUACUGUUGCACCACCUUCUCAUAAUCAUAUUAAAUCAAUCUGACACUUACUGCAAAAUAAAUAUGAAUGCAAUUCAGAUCCAUAUUGUCACCAUCUUACUUGUUUGUCUAAGCUUUUCACCUUCGUUAUUUCAAAUGAGACAUAGCCUACAUGGCUAUGCUUUAUUUUACAUUCACUAGAUUCCUCGUUAAGCAAUUUUUUUUUUCAUGUUCUUUGUAAGGUUUUCAAAAUUCAGAUGCACUCACCAAUAGGCCUAUUUCACAAGAUGGCGACCAAAACCGGAUGUAGGGAUACUUUGUUUCCGGUUACCGUUGCUACGGACGCAAGUCCAUUUCUGACAGCGAAAAAUUGAGCCUAAACAGCGACGUGUGUUCUCACAGUCCCUGAUAGCUCUGCCAACGUUCACUGUCCGAUGUUAUCCGCAUUGUCGAAGCAUUGCCAGUGAACGUUAAGCGGUCUAAACUGGACAACGGCUAUACAUUCUUUUUUGAGAAGUUUAUAUUCGGUUAUGAAGGUAAGUAUAACGUUAGCUCUGGUUCACCAGAAAGCUAAGUAGCUAGCUUGCUAACCACAUUAAGUUUAAAGAGAUGUUUCACUUCGACAUAACAAAUUCUUUUCUGGAGGCGACUCCAUUGUGUUUUCGUAGCGUGAAGCAACAUCUGCUGUCCAUUAACAGCGUCUCUGUUCCUCUCGGUUGUCCCGAAAAUGAAUGAAUAGGGAGCCUGACAACUGUGAGGAAAAGCGAUUCUGUUAACAUUGACGGUCAACAGGGGAGGCAAAUGCUAUGUAAGUACAAUGUGUUAGGCUCCACAAAAUUACUUAUGUUAUUAUACCGAAGUGAAAUAUCUCUGAACUAAGUUUUGUACUACCGUUACUAUUUUGUGACAUGCUGUUUGUGCUGUACUUGUUCUAAUAAAGAUUUAUAUUGCUUGUCA